Messenger RNA from Lucilia cuprina (Australian sheep blowfly), 4169 nucleotides. RefSeq names its product 7SK snRNA methylphosphate capping enzyme bin3 (gene bin3). The record is from RefSeq and is a predicted model, not a curated record. The coding region runs from base 163 to 4161 and encodes 1332 amino acids. Gene Ontology annotation, molecular function: O-methyltransferase activity; snRNA binding; RNA methyltransferase activity. The transcript has 5 exons. Gene Ontology annotation, biological process: snRNA modification. Lineage: Eukaryota; Metazoa; Arthropoda; Insecta; Diptera; Calliphoridae.
UAAAACUUUUUUGAAAACAAAGUGAAUGAAUCAACAAAUAACUAGAAAAUAAAAAAAGAAAAAGUUCUGUCUAUAAAAAGGAAAAGAUUUUAAAUAAAUCAUAUUUCUCCAGAUAUUAAAUGCUAUGCGAAUCAAUGCCAUUAUAAAUAUUGAAAAACAAUAAUGGAAACUUUAAAGAAAUUUGAUAGUCCUGGUGAUUGUCAAACAACCGGUACAAUUUUAAUCGAAACGGUUAAUAAAAAUAAAACAUUAAAUAAUGAAAAUCAAAAUAUUCAACAUAUGAUGGAUAGUGCAACAGCAACAACAAAUGUAGCCACAACAAUUAUUGUUAAACAUGCUACAACAACACCAAUGCCCACGGCAACAAAUAAAUUAAAAUCCCAGCAGCAACAACAUCAAUUUCGUGCACCACAACAAUUUGUUAAACAUAAGAAAACAUCAGCGGCUGGCAGCAACAAUAAUAGUACGGCUAACACAACAGCCAGUGCAGCCAGUUCUAGUCUAAAUAAUAAUAAAAAGAAUAAAUGUUGGAAUAAACGUCAACAUAGAACAGCCAAACAAAACAAUAGCAGCAACAUCACAAACAACAGCGCCCUAGCCAAGAAAACAAUAUCUUCAUCCUCCUCCACCUCCUCGACGAAUCCUACAACGGCAACAACAGCAGCUGCACCAGCAAAUGUUUUAACCGCAACAGCGGCGGCAACAACAGCAACAACAAUACUAAAUGAUGGCCCAGAUAAUGAAAAUGAAACAACGAAAACAAAUCUAUCAGCCACAUCAAAAGCCGAUUUAGAAAAUAUACAAAAUCUUAAAAAUCAAGUAGGAGGUCAUUACCACCAUCAUCAUCACCACCAACAUCCUCAUCAUGCUCACCAUCAUUAUCAUAAUCAACAGCAUGGUGCUUCUUCCAAUACCCUUAAUAACAUUGACUUACGUAUGUCAGCCGGUGGUCAAGGCGCUGGUGGUAUUGGUUUUCCACCAUUAGCUUUAUCGGCCAUGGCUUCAGAGAAAUUAGGUUAUGGCCAUGGUCAUUGCAAGCAAAAUCAACAGCCCAUGCAUAAAAAACCUUUGCCACCACACCGCUCUAGUGGUGGUGGUGGUGGUUUGAGUGGUAAUCAUCAUCAUAUUUUAUGUGCCGGCUCAGCUCACAAUACUUUGGGCUCGGUGGGUCCUGGAGCCGGUAAUGCCGGAGCUGUUUCGACCACAAAUCUAACAUGCUGCCACAUUAAUGGUUGUCCCUCGCACAAUACCAAAGACACCAGUUCAGCCAAUAAUUCCACCGCUUCCAGUGCGGCCUCAGCUCUACAUAUUUGCUGCUUACGUUCCAAAUUCUUUUUGCCGGACAAAAGACCACGUAAGGGCAAUUUUAUACCGCCCACGAAAUUUCUACUAGGCGGUAAUAUCUCAGAUCCCUUAAAUCUAAGCUCUUUGCAAAAUGAGGCAUCAAACGCCUCCUCCAACAAUAAUACGCCGGUCACCACACCACGGCAAUCACCCAUAACCACACCACCCAAAGUGGAAGUCAUUAUACCACCUAAUAUACAUGAUCCCCUACAUUUAUUGGAUCCAGUAGAUUCUAUGGAAUAUGAAAAACAAUUAACUUCACCCAUGAAGCGGGGCCUUAGCCUGCAAGCCUCUCUAGCCCUGGGACUACGUGGUGGACAAACUAAAUCGCACAAGCAUAGACAUCGUAAAAAUCGUAAACCCAAAAGACGUCGUUACGAUUCUUUAAAUUCUACCACCAGCACUAUUACCACCAUCGAUUCAUUGGAUGAACCCACAACUAAUCUCUUAAGCAACACCUUAAGUACUGAAAAGGGCGUCUCAAUGGAUGUGGAAAAUAUUUGCCACAGACAAGAUUCCCUUAUCUCCGCCAAUUCGGCGGGUAGUGAUGAUGAAGAGCUAACAGAAAAUGAGUUACAUUCACCACAGGAAAAACUCUCAAUAACUGAAAACAUAAAUAAUUCUAUUGCCUCUAAUAUGGCCACCAAUGUUAAUACAACAGCUAAUGCUGCUUCCGUAACAACUAGCUCUGUUGCCCAUGCUGCCACAACCAACACUGCCACCGAAGACAAUUGUAAUAAAAUCAAAGUAACAGAUCAACAAACUAUACAAAAUCUUCCUAUUCCUGCAUUACCAGCACAACAACUUCAGGAACUACAAGAAAAACAGGAAAUUACCAGUACUGUUGAGUUGAGUUCUAAUUCUAACAGCAACAACAAUAAUAACAUUAAUACUGCUGCUUCGUCUGCUGCUGCUACUGCUGUACUCUCAGAUGUAGCUGUGGCUAGAGAACGCGCAUGCCGUGAUUUACGCUUGGAUUUAGUAUCCACCACAAGUUGUAGUGGUGGUAGUGCUAGUGCCACAUCAUGUGGUAGUUCGGUUAUAAGUGCUGUUGGUGGCGGUGGUAGAAAACGUAAAAUAAGUGAGAGCAAUUCUCAAAAAGGAAAGAAAUAUUUUCGCAUGGAUUCCAUGGACAAAAUUGUUAGCCCAGUGGUGCCACAGCCAGGUGCUUGGAAGCGUCCACCACGAACAACCGCUACCGGAGCAAGAAAAUCUCAACGUCGUUCUACUUCGAUUAGUGAAAGUGUCCUAACAGAUCUAAGUCCCAUAGAGGAAGCAAACAAACAGCUAGUCGAAGAAAUACCGCGUGAUGAUACACCCGAAUUACCGAAAGUGGAAAUAUUCGCAGAAACUGGUGUUCUGUUGGACAGCCCUUUAAGUACUGCCUCUGUAGCCACUUCCACGACCACAGCCGCCGAGCCAGAGACCACAAGCGAACUAACCAGCGAAGCUGUCGAUACCAAAAAUGCUUUAAUUUUAGCGGAAAAAGUUAAAAAGGAAAUGAUUUCUUCUAGUGUUUCCAUAAAAUCUCUACCCAAAUUCCCAGCCGAUGGCAAACAGUAUCGUUAUGGCAACUAUGAUCGUUAUGCUGGCCUUAGGCAUCUCAACGAAUUCAUGGACAUACGUUUGCAGGUGUUCUUACAGUAUCCAGAGUUAUUUAAGAACAAGGAUAUUUUGGAUAUAGGCUGUAAUGUGGGUCACAUGACUAUAACGGUGGCUAGAAAGCUGGCUCCUAAAUCUAUUUUGGGUAUAGACAUAGACAAGGAAUUGAUUGCGAGAGCAAGACGCAAUUUGGCCAUGUAUGUACGUAUACCACAGGAGAUGUUAAAGAAAGAGUUAAUGGAUGCAACAGACAUCAUGGACAAUACAAAUAAUAUGAGUGAUGUUAAGCAAAAGAAGGGACGUAGACGACGUAAAAAGAAAAAACAACUGCAACAACAACAGCAGCAGCAUACACAACAACAAGCCCACAACAAUCAUCAUCACCAUCAUGGUCACGGUCAUGGCAAUCACUAUGAAAAUUGGCAACAAUUCCAACAUCAUUUACUGCACUAUCAUCUGCUGCAUCAUCAUCACCACCACCAUCAUCAUCAUCACUUGUAUUUGCAACAGGAGAAUUGCAAUGUUGAUGCCUCCGAUUUCUUUCCUAUAUCAUUCCCACUCACUUAUGGUGGCAUAACAGAUAUCACCACCCCACCACACUCCUCAGUCACCAAUUACACUUCCAACAAAGCCUCUACUAGUCCCCAAAAUAUUGAAUCUCAAUCACCUGCUUCAACAUCCACCACUACCCGCAGCACACCCGGUCAUCCGGCCACCUCAACGACCAGUCACAAGGCCAAUACCACACACUCAACAUCAACGCAUAAGCCUAAUCAGUCCAAAGCGAAAAAUGAUUUUCCCCACAAUGUCUUCUUUCGUCAAACGAAUUAUGUGCUAAAAGAUGAAUCACUGCUGGCCAAUGAUACCCAACAGUAUGAUCUCAUUUUGUGUUUGUCCAUUACCAAAUGGAUUCAUUUAAAUUUCGGUGAUGCCGGUCUAAAGUUGGCCUUUAAGCGGAUGUUUAAUCAAUUGAGACCGGGUGGUAAAUUGAUAUUGGAGGCACAAAAUUGGGCCAGUUAUAAGAAAAAGAAGAACUUAACGGAGGAAAUCUACAAUAAUUAUCACAAUAUUGAAUUCUAUCCAAAUAAAUUUCAUGAAUAUCUGCUUAGUUCCGAAGUGGGCUUUAGUCACAGUUACACUUUGGGCAUUCCAAAACAUUUGAGUAAAGGUUUUAGUCGUCCUAUACAGGUAAGUUUUGAGACAAGCAUUAGGUAAGAGACCAG